GGCUGUAAAUAGUGGUCCUGUGCGUCCGGUACUUUCAGUUGUUUAAGUGUCAUGGCGUACUUCGCAACGUUUUUCUUGGUUGCGUUGGUAGCCUCAAGCGGUUUGGCUCAACAGCAGACCAAAGAAGACGAACCGAAGAAAGAGGAGAGUUUCGAAUCCGAAAUAUGCAAAGAUAAAGACGCGGGCGAGUGGUUUCGUUUAGUGGGAGGUGAGGGCGAUACCUGUCGAGACGUUAUUCAAUGUACAUCGUCAGGUCUGCAAGCUAUUCGUUGCCCUGCUGGUCUAUAUUUCGACAUUGAAAAGCAAACAUGCGACUGGAAGGACUCUGUUAAAAACUGCAAAUUGAAAAACAAAGAACGGCGGGUAAAACCCAUGUUGUUUACCGACAAACCGGUAUGUAACGAAGGAGAAUUGGCCUGCGGAGAUGGUCAGUGUAUAGAAAGAGGGUUGUUCUGUAAUGGGGAAAAGGAUUGCCAGGAUGGGUCUGAUGAAACUACCUGUGAUAUCGAUAGUGACCCCAAUAGCGCCCCAAGCUGCGACCCUGCAGUAUGCGUUCUCCCCGAUUGUUUCUGCUCAGAAGACGGUACAGCCAUUCCUAAUGAUUUACCAGCCAAAGAUGUACCUCAAAUGAUAACUAUCACAUUCGACGACGCCAUAAAUAAUAACAACAUCGGCCUAUACAAGAAUAUUUUCAGCGGUGAACGGAAAAACCCCAACGGUUGUCACAUCAAGGCCACAUUCUUUGUUUCUCACAAGUACACCAACUACUCGGCCGUCCAAGAAAUGCAUAGAAAAGGUCACGAAAUCGCAGUACACUCUAUAUCGCACAAUGAUGACGAAAACUUCUGGUCCAAUGCCAGUGUAAACGAUUGGGUCAAAGAAAUGGGAGGUAUGCGAGUCAUCACCGAGAAGUUCGCCAAUAUUACCGACAACAGCGUAGUCGGAGUAAGAGCCCCAUAUCUAAGAGUGGGAGGUAACAACCAAUUUACUAUGAUGGAAGAAGAAGCAUUCUUAUACGACUCUACUAUCACCGCACCCUUAAAUAACCCGCCGCUAUGGCCAUAUACUAUGUAUUUCAGAAUGCCACAUAGAUGUCACGGAAACCUCCAAAAUUGCCCAACAAGAUCACACGCUGUAUGGGAAAUGGUACUUAAUGAACUAGAUAGAAGAGAAGAUCCUGAAAAUGAUGAGUAUUUACCAGGUUGUGCCAUGGUUGAUUCAUGUUCUAACAUUCUUACUGGAGAUCAGUUUUAUAACUUUUUAAAUCAUAAUUUCGACAGGCAUUACAACGAGAACAGAGCUCCAUUGGGUCUUUACUUCCAUGCCGCUUGGUUAAAAAAUAAUCCUGAAUUCUUAGACGCUUUUCUGUACUGGAUAGAUGAAAUUCUCUCAAACCAUAAUGAUGUAUAUUUUGUAACAAUGACACAAGUUAUUCAAUGGAUUCAAAAUCCUAGAACCAUCUCCGAAGCCAAGAACUUCGAACCAUGGAGGGAAAAGUGUGUAGUAGAAGGAAUCCCAGCCUGUUGGGUACCUCAUAGCUGUAAGCUUACUUCUUCCGAAGUACCCGGAGAAACUAUAAAUCUCCAAACUUGCGUAAGGUGUCCAAAUAACUACCCAUGGUUAAAUGACCCAACCGGUGACGGUGUCUUCUAAGUCAGUUCUAGUUGAAUUUGUAGGGUAGUAUUUGAAAGCAGAGUUGCCCACAAUAUUAUGGGCAGCUAGUGAUCAAACGUUACAAUAUUUCGUAUUUAUUUUUUAGCAAUGACUGGUAUGCGUGAUCUUGUUGUUAUAAUAAAAACUAAGAAUUAGACUGUUAAACAGAUGCUCGAAGCAUAGUGAGUCUCACGUUUUAUGUAAUAUACACUCCUACUAGAUAUUUUUGUAAAAAAUGUAUUUUUGUAUGUUUUAUAGAAACGAAAUAAAAAUUAUUUCAACGGUA
Messenger RNA from Diabrotica balteata, 1939 nucleotides. The record is from the annotation of a GenBank genome assembly. NCBI's taxonomy places the organism in Eukaryota, Metazoa, Arthropoda, Insecta, Coleoptera, Chrysomelidae.